AUGGAACACCGCGUGGUAGAUGACGAGAGCGACGCUUACAGCGAGAGCGCCUUCUCAACCUCCACGUCUCCCGUCGUAUUCGACGAUGUCUCGGCAAACUCGACCGCGACAUGGGCGGGUGCGAGGGACGAAGCCCUCGCGCACAUCGAGAUAGCCGUCCUGGCCGUCAUCUUCGCCUUCACCGUCGCAGGCAACGGCUGCGUCCUCGCCGCUCUGGCGGCGCGCCGCUCAAAGUUGACGCGGAUGUACUACUUCCUGCUCCACCUGUGCAUCUCGGACCUGACCACCGCCUUCUUCACGGUGCUUCCCCAGCUAGGCUGGGACGCCACUUACCGCUUCCACGGCGGUGACCUCGCCUGCAAGACCGUCAAGUUCGGCCAGCUCCUGGGACCUUACCUCUCGUCCUACGUGCUAGUGGUGACCGCCAUGGACAGGUACCAGGCCAUCUGCUUUCCCCUGUCCAGCUGCUCCUGGACUCCGGCCAAGUCCAAGAUGCUCGUGUCGUUCGCCUGGGCCGUGUCGCUGCUGUGCUGCGUGCCGCAGGUGUUCAUCUUCAGCUACCAGGAGGUGUCCGCUGGCGUGUACGACUGCUGGGGCACUUUCGUCGAGCCCUGGGGCCUGCGCGCCUACGUCACCUGGUACAGCGUGUCGGUGUUCUUCGUACCCCUGCUGGUGCUGUGCUUCACAUACGUGUGCAUCUGCCGCUCCAUCUGGCGCAACCUGCGCCAGAAAAGGGAAAGCUCUAGGGCCGCGGACGGUACUGCCGCGACUGCGACCGUGGUCGUGGACGGGUCCACGCGAGCGGUUCGUCGCGCCUUUAGACUCAAAAGUACUGCCGCGGCGGGAAACAGAGACAGUGCCGUGGCGCCAUUCAUGGGUCCUCGCAGCCACUCGGUGCGCGGUCUGUCCCGCGCGAAGAUAAAGACAGUGAAAAUCACCGUCGUAGUCAUCGUGCUGUACAUUGCCUGCUCAUCGCCCUUCAUCUGCGUACAAAUGUGGAUGUACUGGAGCCCAUACGCCAACAUCGCCGAUCCGUGGACGAGUAAGUGA
Messenger RNA from Rhipicephalus sanguineus (brown dog tick), 1050 nucleotides. Its product is annotated as oxytocin receptor. The coding region runs from base 1 to 1050 and encodes 349 amino acids. Gene Ontology annotation, biological process: G protein-coupled receptor signaling pathway. Gene Ontology annotation, cellular component: membrane. The record is from RefSeq and is a predicted model, not a curated record. The transcript has a single exon. NCBI's taxonomy places the organism in Eukaryota, Metazoa, Arthropoda, Arachnida, Ixodida, Ixodidae. Gene Ontology annotation, molecular function: peptide binding; vasopressin receptor activity.